Nerophis lumbriciformis (worm pipefish) is the source of this 3473-nucleotide messenger RNA. RefSeq names its product JAZF zinc finger 1b (gene jazf1b). The record is from RefSeq and is a predicted model, not a curated record. Lineage: Eukaryota; Metazoa; Chordata; Actinopteri; Syngnathiformes; Syngnathidae. Gene Ontology annotation, cellular component: nucleus.
GCCUCCUCCUUGCCCGCCGCUCCAGCUGUUCCUCGCCGCUGUGCUCCCUCCGCCCGUCAGCCCGCUGCCGUGCUGUGCGCCCGCAUAUCCGAUGCUGCAGCGACCAUGACAGGCAUCGCCGCUGCUUCUUUCUUCUCCAACGCUUGCAGGUUCGGCAGCUGCGGACUUAACUUCGACUCUCUGGCCGAGCUCAUCGUGCACAUCGAGGAUAACCACAUCGACACAGACCCUCGCCUUCUGGAGAAGCAGGAGCAGCAGCAGCCCACCUAUGUGGCCCUCAGCUACAUCAACAGGUUCAUGACAGAAGCUGCGAGGCGGGAGCAUGAGGCGCUGAAGAAGAAGGUGCAGCCCAAGUUAUCGGUGUCUCUGACGGGCAGCCUGUCCCGCAACAGCGUGUCUACGCCACCUCGCCACACCAGCGGGAACCUCACCCCUCCAGUCACCCCUCCCAUCACCCCUUCCUCGUCCUUCCGCAGCAGCACGCCCACAGGCAGCGAGUGCGACGAGGAGGACGUCGACUUUGAGGAGUCCGACAGCGACGAGUCGUGGACCACGGAGAGCGCCAUCAGCUCAGAAUCCAUCCUCAGCUCCAUGUGCAUGAACGGAGGCGACGAGAAGCCCUUCGCCUGCCCCGUGCCUGGCUGCAAGAAGAGAUACAAGAAUGUCAACGGGAUCAAAUAUCACGCCAAGAAUGGCCACAGGACACAGAUUCGGGUGCGCAAACCCUUCAAGUGCCGCUGCGGGAAGAGCUACAAGACAUCUCAGGGUCUUCGUCAUCACACCAUCAACUUCCACCCGCCCAUCUCCGCCGACAUCAUCCGCAAGCUGCAGCAGUCGUGAGGUCAUAAGGUCAUGCCUGAAGGUCAACAUCACCAGCAGCAGUGUUUCUUCUUCACUCUGUCACACUAUACGUCUUCUUUAUUUGCAUGCUUUGGAACCCACAUGACUCAUUAGGAUUCAUCCACGCUUCUUUUUAACUUUUGUAUUUUGCACAGUCAAGCUAUGAAAAUGUCGAGUUUAUUUUUAACGUAUAUUUUUUUGGGGGGGAGGGACCUAUGGUGCUUGUUGGUGAAAGAAAUCGCCUGACGUGUCGUUUUUCAUCACCAUGCCUUGUCAAUGCCAAAAAUACACCCCUUUUGAAGGCCACAACAUUAGGUACACCAGCACAAUAAUGACUGAAUAAUUCCAUGUGAGGAUUUUAGCAUGUGCCUAAAAUUGUGGCCGGUCAGAGUACAUCUCAUUUUGUUAUCGCCCAUGUGUGAGCACCCAACUCAGGUGACGUUUGCAAGCAUUUCAGCAACGUGUUCGAACAGUGUUUUAACUCCUCAAUAUCAAGCACUUUUUCUCUCUUAACAAGUUGCCAACCAAUGAGCAUUUUUGCCAACCUCACGUUCCUAGUUUAUGUAAAUAUGAAUAGUAGGGGUGUCUCAAUACGAUACUGAUAUUGGAUAACGGUUCGAUAUCAGCAAAAGUGCCGGAUGAUAUCGGCUACAAGCAGUCCUGCAGAGCGUUGACUUGGACAGCCAGUUAUCAUCUAAAUGUCCUCCAAAAAGCACACAAGGUUGGUCUAUUUUUCUAUUUUAGUCGAGACAUUUACUAAAGGUAAACAUGUAGUCUCUCUGUGCUAGCAGCUACACAACAGCUAAGCACACAAAGUAGAAGUGCUUAAUAAGUGUUUAAAACAGGACAUUUUUCAAUAUAAACAAGUAUGAAAUAAUCAUAGUUUCAUAUUACCGAUACGAAAAGUCUACAAGGCAGGAGUGUCUUAGAAAGUGUCCAGUAACAAACGUGUCUGCAUCAUCUUAUAACUUACUGUGACAUGAGUCUAACUUCAUGAAUCGUGAUGGCCAAAGAAACAAUUACCACUCCACUUCAACUUAAUGAUUGCGUAAGUCUAUUCCAGAUGGUUAAUAAUAAAUAGGUUUGUGUUUUUCACACCUGCCAUCAGUCUCAUUUCCCUUUCGCCUAAUUUCAGUAGAUCAAACAUUUUCCAACAUUCCACUCUACAAGAUGAAAGUGUGUAUUAUGAUUCCUGCUGAUAUCGUAUUUGGAUAAAUAUCUGUAUUGACCAAAAGGCUCCAAUAUCAGUAUUGGAAAUGAAAUAGUUGUAUUGGGACAGCCCUAAUAAAACGAAAAUGAAAGUAUACAAGAGCUACUGUAUACCGACAGUUUGGCAGUCAAAGUUUCCAGUUUUGUGAUGUUUGUCUUUGUCUUGAAUCGUCAACCAUUCCAGAAUCCAGAUGGUGUCAGUGGAGGCAGAUGUUGGAGCAGGGGUGUCUGAACAAAACGUGGCUACAGGGACCAUUUUUACUUUUGCAAGCUUUUUUAUUUUUAUUUUUAUUUUUUAAUUGAUUCUUAGCAUAUUCUGAGAGAGUCAACAAUUCAUUAUUAAUAGAAUGUCAUAUCUCAAAGACUAUAAAAAUGGGACCUAUUACCUCCCUGCUUGGCACUCAGCAUCAAGGGUUGGAAUUGGGGGUUAUAUCACCAAAAAUUAUUCCCGGGCGCGUCACCGCUGCUGCCCACUGCUCCCCUCACCUCCCAGGGGGUGAACAAGGGGAUGGGUCAUAUGCAGAGGACAAAUUUCACCACACCUAGUGUGUGUGUGACAAUCAUUGGUACUUUAACUAAAAACUAUAUUAUGAGUAGUGCUGUCAAAAGAUUGUUUUUUAAUCAGAUCAAGCACUUUUGAUAUGGAUUAAUCGCAGCAAAGUAAUCAGUUUCUUAAGUUAAAUAACUUCAAAAAAGACCCCAAUAUUUGGACACAAAUGCAAUUUGAUAGUCAGAAUAUCAUACAGGGACGCAUUUUAAAUGUGUUGCUUGAAUGCACUACAUUUAUUUGCUCAAAACAUGCGGACAGUUUUAAUUCAAGUCCAGUGCGGGUGUAUUUUUAAGUGAAAUUUGCACAUUCGGAGUCUCUGCAAUUAUCUGAUGUUUGCAUUGACCUGACUGUACAACAACACACACCUUUUUGGUAACCAUUUGUGGUUAAAAUAAACUGUGAGAUUAAUCUGCGUAUAUGCAUGAUUAAUUGUGGUUAAUCACAAUUUAAUGCAUUAUAUUUCACAACCCUAAUUUGGAGAUAUUACGGCAUCAUGCGACCCUCGUGAGUAGUUUGGACACCCCUGCAUUCCUGAUGUCUAUUUGUAGUUGUGAAGCUGUGUUCUAAGAGCUAAAGGAGGCCUUUGCACUACACUAGUUUUCAUGGUAUUAAAAACAAAAAGUGCCACCAAUCAUGUUUUAGAAAUCUAUUUUUCACUGCAUGGCAUGGGUGUUUGCAUUUUGAUGGAGAGUUGUGACAGUGUUGUACUGCCAGACGUCUUUAAUAAGCGUGUACAGUGAAUGUAUUAUGCUUCAAGUGCAUUAAAUUAUAUUUUCAUAUGUUUCUGGAGGAGGGGUGGUAAAAAAAAAGACUAUAAUGUAAAGAAGGUAUUCAUGUUUAAAAAAAAUAAAAAUAAAACAAGCUGCUUCAUGUA